GGAGAUCACAUUCUCGGUGUCUCUGUGACUCCGGCAUCAGUAGUGCCGAGUAUUUUAUUCAGAACAUUGAGACGCAUUCGCGAAGAGACAACCAUCAUUUUUAGCUCCGACCUCCGAAUUACUUCUCUUCAGCUGCCUAUCAAGAGCCUAAUAAUACACCAUGGACAAUGAAUAUGAUCAAACGACAGAAGCGAUGAUGGAUGUUGGAGAGGAUAGUGGGAUCGCAUCCAAUGACUCCAACAGCCCGAGAGAUUCUUUAGCCAGCUUGGCUAGCAUGGGCUCGUCGGCGACUUCAAGAAACGACUCCGCAAUCGGCUCCGUGUCCGAUCGCCGUAGCUCCAAUAGCUCAAACGUCAGUUCGACGUCGGACAGGAGUGACCUAUCCCGUUCAUCUCGUUCGAGCGGUCGCAGCAGUGCUGGCUAUUCUAACAGCGUCUCGUCAAGCCGACGACCGUCUACCUCGAGCGUACAAAGUGACGACAGUGCGACCACGAUUCGUAGUAAUGCGACGGUGACAUCAAGAAAGUCUGAACGGAAUCGGACCCCGACGACCUCGGUGGCCGAUCAUCAGCAGAGCUCUGGACAUGCCACAGGAACCUAUUCGAAAUCGGGUUAUACAAAAGUCGGCACCCACAUCCCAACUACGAACACCCAGCCCACAGCAGAACUAACUCAGAUCCAGGUCGUGGAUUUCGCCGGCAAGACGCACAUCGUGAGGGUCAGACCGACGGACAAGGUCAAAGACCUUAAGGUCAAGGUCCAGGAGAAACUGAAGAUCGCCCCUUCUCAGCAGCGGCUUCAGUUCCAAGGCAAGAUGCUCGAUGAUAAGUCACCUUCUAGUGUAAAAAGUCUGGGACUCCAAAAUUUGAGCACGGUGCAUUUGCAGGGUCGACUGCAGGGAGGAGCCCUGUUUAGUACAGCUUAAGAAGAUGCUGAGACGAAUUUGACACAAGGCGUUGCCAGAGUGGUAUAUCCAGCAGGGAAUAGAGCCGACAUAUCCC
This is a messenger RNA of Strongylocentrotus purpuratus (purple sea urchin), 1001 nucleotides long. Its product is annotated as dentin sialophosphoprotein. The transcript is spliced from 4 exons. Gene Ontology annotation, biological process: modification-dependent protein catabolic process; protein neddylation; regulation of proteolysis. Gene Ontology annotation, molecular function: protein tag activity; ubiquitin protein ligase binding. The record is from RefSeq and is a predicted model, not a curated record. Gene Ontology annotation, cellular component: nucleus; cytoplasm. The coding region runs from base 161 to 925 and encodes 254 amino acids. Lineage: Eukaryota; Metazoa; Echinodermata; Echinoidea; Camarodonta; Strongylocentrotidae.